Dermacentor silvarum is the source of this 5494-nucleotide messenger RNA. RefSeq names its product protein tweety-like. Gene Ontology annotation, cellular component: plasma membrane. Gene Ontology annotation, molecular function: intracellularly calcium-gated chloride channel activity; volume-sensitive chloride channel activity. Lineage: Eukaryota; Metazoa; Arthropoda; Arachnida; Ixodida; Ixodidae. The record is from RefSeq and is a predicted model, not a curated record.
CGCAACCCCCCUUUCCGACAAAGUGGGCGCGCUUGGGGCGGUCCCUGCUCGCUCGCCAGCAGCGGCGGCCGUGGCCGAGUGUGUUUCCCCUUUGGCUUGUGGUGGCUGGUUAUCGCGAGCAGCGAGGGACUAUGUGAAGAAUCGCCGGAUAACCAAUUUCCUGCUGCGCGCGCGGCUUCUCUGCGUGUUCCUUUCGUGGUGCGCGCCGUGGCCGCCCUUUUUCGACGAGACGAAGCAACGCUCCCGGGGCGCCCAGGGAGAAGAAACUCCGCGGCUAUGAUGCGCGACGGCUAGCUACCGUCGCCGCGGUGAAACAAAAAAGAGAAAAAGAAACUAGCGCCUCGCGUCACAGCCAUCGAUUCUCCGAGCGACGGUGACGCCGUGCCCCCACAAUGGCAUUGCACGAGGGCUACCAGGUGUCGAUGGUGGCCGACUGCUUCCACGCUGUGCCGCACGUCGAUAUCGGUUUUUCCCCCGUCAAUUCCACCUUCGACCCCACCAGCAACGUCUACCUUGAGAGCCUGGGCAUCCUGAUUGCGGUGCCGGGCUUCUGGUUGAUCCUCACCCUUCUGGCAUUCCUCAUCUUCUUCCUCUGCCGAUGCUGCGACUCGGGUCUCAAGAAAAAACGACGGCUCACACCGCUCAAAUGGAUCCUGGCAUUUUUUGCACUCCUCUGUUGCGGUUCGUUGGCACUGGGACUGUUUGGAAACGACCAGGCUCACAGUGGAUGUGGUGGCCGUGCAGAAAUCAACCCAGCACAUAGAAGACAACCUCAGCAAUUUCGGCAACCAGACGCAAUACCUGGAGCGAGCCCUCGGUCAGAAUGCCAAGGACCAGCUGCAGGGACUGACUGAGGCACUGCUGGUCCCAUGCCUGAUCCCGCUGCCCGAAACUUGCUUGACCGCGGGCUGGAGCUCAUCAAAGGAAACCUGAGCGUUGGCGCUGGGCGCGCCCAGGAGCUGCACUCCCGCAUUGGGCAUCUCACUCUCAGCCCGCUGCCUAGAGCUCUACAGUUGAUGGAGCUCUUCCGGUGGCCUGCGACAAUUGGCCUUCUGUGCAUGCUCAUUCUGGUCUGCCUGCUGCUGCUCUGGGGUGUCAUCCGGCACUCACGCUGCCUGCUCAUUCUGUUUUCGGUCCUGGGUCUGCUUUCCGUGGUGUUGUGCUGGGUGCUGGUCUCCCUCUAUCUUGGCAUCUGUGUGGCUGGCUCAGACUUUUGCCUGGACCCUGAACCAUUCCUUCAGAAGCAGUCCAGUGGAAUGGUGGACAGUGCUGUGCUCAACUACUACCUUCACUGCAGGGAUGACUCUUCCAGUCCAUUUGUAGAGCCACUCAGAGAGGCGCGGGCAGCUGUCGACGGCGUGCAGACUCUCCUGGCACCAAUGACACAAGUGGCGGACCGCUACUUCCCCCGCAAGGAGGUGCACUCCCUGCUGAAUCAGCUGGGCCAGGAACUCAACGGCAGCCAGAACGCGCUCGGGAUGCUCGGCCUUCUGCUUGACUGCCGCCCGCUCAACCGCGAAUACCGGCGCGCCAUGGAUGCCACCUGCACUGGCCUUCUAGAGGGCACAGCCUUCAUGCUGGCUUCUGCCCUCGGAGGCGGACUGCUGUUCACGGUGCUUAUCUGGGUGGCCUCUCACACCUGGAUUCACAUUCGACAGAGGCGGCCGCGAGAUACCGUGGACGAGGAGGACCCUUUCCUGCCCCCCUCCGCGGUGGGUGCGCCUCGACGCAGCCGCGACACGAAUGGACGUACCGCAAGCCGUGAAGAGCAAGCAUUUCUACAAGCCAGGUACACACCGCCCCCAACGGCCAGCAUGCGGCCCGUGGCCUCGGACUCGUGGGAACCGUUGUUGGCGUCCAGGGGUGGCAACACACGCCGGGGCGUCACGCCGGAGCGGGCCCUGUCGUUCUCUUUUGUUUCCUUUGCCACCACGACGGCGACCUGACGUGCGCCACAAAGUUCUGAGAGGGCAAGAGACAGAGACUUGACUCCGGCAAUGAGAAGACGUUGAAAACCACCUCCUUUCCCUCAUUCUUGUACCUUCUCCAUCAUUUGACCGCACAAGUGUGUUGACCUCACCAGACCAGCGAUUUCUUUUUUUUUUUGCAUCGUCGAACGUGCUACAGUGACCCUCUUAGUAGAGCUCCCCAUCUUCCCUUGCUAUUUUUUUUUUUUAAUCGUCCCCUGUAUUCGUCUGAUCAUGUGCCAGUUGCUUUCUCAUCCGCUUUCUCACGCUGGAACACGAGUGCAUCUGCUGGGGAUUCGGUGGCAAGAGCAGCUUGGUGCCACCAGUGUUGUUCAGAAGUUACCGCGAGAUGCUUUUGUUGAAGAAUAUGUUUGAAGAUGCAUUGCAGCAAGCUCUGAACUGCUGCUUUAAUAAGAAGUGCUGCUUUCAGCGUGUCUGCAGUGUUUCUGAAUACACAGUAAGGUGUAUUGAGUUUUGAAGGCAUCUGGAUGUAGUGUACCAUUCCAACCAGUGAUCUUUUUGAAGUUGGCCAUUUGACAAGGCAAGUCAGGAAGUUUCUUCUUUGAAUAUUUGAUGGUGGCUGCCGGUCCUCAUUACAGAAUGUUUGCAUGGUCAUAUUCAAGGUGCCAUGUAUCUGCCAAAGUUCUUUGUAAGUUAGCGAGUCGUGGAUGCGACUUGAGAUGGAAGAUGAAAGGACAGAUCAAAGGUAGCACGAGUAGACAAAGACAGCGGGGCAACACUGUGACCCCCUUGCAAACAUUCUUGCAAAGAUGCCAAAUGAAUUUCGAAGACUUGACUCAAGAGACAGUCAGUACAAAGUCCUCUGCUGAUGUUUAAUUGAUUUCACUGAACCUGUCGAAUUCGCCAAAGCUCGGCGCAAACAGUAAACGCCGCAGCAAAAGAAGCUUGUACCCAAGUAUGUAGUUCGCUUACGUGCGGUGCACGUCUUUGUAUCGAUUUACACGACCCACCACGACUGAUUCCUGCCAGAAUUGCUUGCACACGGGGCAAGUGUUUUUGCUGGCGGUCCGCAUGGAAUCAACGGAGGAGUUGUGGACGACUGUUAAAACCACUCAACAUGGGUGCGACGGUGUGAGCAAGCUGCGCAAUGAUGUUGUGAUCAGCAUAGUGAAAUCCCGAGUUAUCUUUGCUGCUUCUGCAAUGCAAGCCAGCAGGGCCACGUCACAUCGCCAGACUGCUUCAGAACCCAUCGCCACCUUCACCGUACGCUGCGCACAAGUGUUGUCACGGAAUGUUAAACAGCUUGGAGACGGAUUGUGCACAAUUUCUGCACGGAGUUGCGUAAAAGGCACGCCCUGGCAUGUCCUUCACCGUCACCAUGAAAAGCUGCACAAGAAAGGCUUCAGAGAGAUGGUCAGGUGGAAGGGCAAGAGCGUUGUGACAACGCCUCAACCCUGGCACCGUAGUCGGUUGUAGACUCUCUCAUGCUGGAUUCGUGGGAAAGUUUCACGGCGUCCCGGGUCACCACACGGAAUUACGAUGGUUGGUUGCAUGGAGAGAAUGCCGUGAAGGGUUGGUCGUGCCACGCUUGAUGUCGUGCAACUUGUUGCGAUGCCACCUGAUGCGGUCCUGCAACUUGAUGCGGUGAUCAUCACUGUUGCUGCACCUCUGUGCCUGCAGCCCCAAACAUUCCUUGACCCGCAGCAGGCCGGUGGUGUUCCUCAUUUCUCUUUUUCCCCUCAAGGAGCCCAGCUAGUCAGCAGAAACCCCGGGGUUGUAAACGAGACUCUGUUCGGGCACCCGUCGUCCUUCACCCGAAAAGUGCCAGUCGGCGUCGUAUGCCGGUUGUGACUGCCACCGUGACGUCACCGCACGCAUUUGUUUGUUUGUACGCGUUGCUUUCGCCUUUUCGUUUUUUUUUUUUUUUCUUCUCUCGUUGCCGAGAAUCUCGCGCUCCGACUUGCGGACGCGUGCAUCCACCAAUGCUCAACUCGUGUACGGCUCUGCCACCUAGGCGCGGAUCUCUUUGUGGGAGGCUUUCCUUUUAUUGCGUAUAUGGACAGCCUGGAUAGACAUACUUAAGUUCUCACAGUCGCAGAGUUUUAUUUUGUGUACGCUUGCUCAGGUCAGAAAUCACUGAAUGGAUCAACAUGAAAAAUUAUGGCUGUGCGCAAGGCGUGUUGUGAGGUGUUCAUUUCCACGGUACUGUCUUAAACGUUGGACCAGAAGCAACCGAUUUAGUCGUCUGUGCUGGAAGUGUUUUAUGCUUAUCGGAAUGCUUUAAAAAGAGAAGGUAAGGUUUUACGCUCCAGUUCAGAAUUAUUUAAAUUCUCAGCUAGCUUAUUUUGUCGCAUAUUAAUCCUGCUGUUAUUCAAGCUUGUGAAUUGUAUUUGCGGAGUGAAUGACUGUAUUGUCGGUGCAGCCGUACGUUCUGACUACACAAGCAUUUUAACUUGAUUAGGUUUGAAGUCAGGCAUUGCCUGUUUUACUUGUCGAAGGGCCUGCUUUUGCACACCAAGAAUGCUAACUAGAUGCGUUUGAGCACGAAACAACCAAGGUAAAAUUUGUCGUUUUGACAAUCUAUCCUCACAUUUAGCAACAUCCCUGCUAUGGACCAAAUCAUUGUAUACGCACACAUACACCCCGGCACAACUUCUUUCACAUUCCUGCGAUUGACACAUGAAUGUCUACCACUUUUUAUCAGCGUAAAGCGCUGUUUUAAAAAAUAUUUUUAGAACGUGAUUCCGUGAUGUAACGUCUCUGCAAGAAACCAUCUGGACCAACUGCUUUAGUCAUUCCAGGUGUUUGUUUUCUCGUGUGCAGGAAAUCAUUGCAUUCCAGUAUUUCAUAUUAAGUGGUCACGCUGCAUUUAUGCAGCACACAUCUGAAAUGUGCGUAAACAGGUUGUGUUUCUUUUGUUUCAAGCCUCCCUAAAGAGAUCCGUGAGCUGCUGUGCGCACAUUUCACAUUCUCGGGCGUGUCCCGGGUUUGUCGUCAUUACUGUACGUAGUACGUGUCGUUAAGUGUGUGCUGCGCUGUUUUUUGGCAAAGGGCAACCGACACGUCUCAUUUUCGUUGUCUGUGUGUGCAAUGUGUGUACAUCACAAAAGAGAGAGGAAAAAAGAACUUUGUUAAUACUUUCUUUUCGCUGGAAGACCGCAGAAGCAACUCUGUAGCUAUCGAAAACCAAAGAUGUAUUGUUCUCGAAGUUUCUGGGUCUUCUCAGCCAGCCAUGCAUUUGGAUUCUCGGAGCGCCCUGGAACCAACAUGUCUGCUGCCAAUGCCGUGUUCAUUUUGUAACCGCGAAUGAUUUUGGCAAAACGCGAAAAUCUGCGAAACACCGCGUCGACUUGUUGGGAGGCGGUUGUGAGCUAGGCGUGCACAAAAUGGGCGCGAGUGUCUGGCUUUGAACUCCAGCAGCAGUUUUGGCUGUACAGGCGUUUCUAGCCGUCGCAUCACGCCUUCGGCGAAAUUGUACCUCCGCAUUCAGUCGGCAGUGGCAGGAGUUGUCUUGCAAAGUGAUCAGGUGCCUAUGCAUCACUCUGUCUCAAAUGUAUGGAAGAAAA